This is a messenger RNA of Arthroderma uncinatum, 4833 nucleotides long. Its product is annotated as mitogen activated protein kinase kinase kinase 3. The coding region runs from base 1 to 4833 and encodes 1610 amino acids. Gene Ontology annotation, biological process: protein phosphorylation. NCBI's taxonomy places the organism in Eukaryota, Fungi, Ascomycota, Eurotiomycetes, Onygenales, Arthrodermataceae. The record is from RefSeq and is a predicted model, not a curated record. The transcript has 2 exons. Gene Ontology annotation, molecular function: protein kinase activity; ATP binding.
AUGAUGGAUGGUCAACGCCAACAAUACAUCCCCGGGGCUCCCAUGGGAUCACACCAGCAGGGGCAUAUACCUCUACCGCCUCCGCCGCCGCGAACCCAGGCCUCUCAUGGCAUCUCUCUACCGCCGCCUCCGGGCCCCCCGCCAACCUCUCUAUAUGCGCUUCAAGGGAUGCAACAAAGCUGGGCGCGACAGGGGAUGAACCAGCAAUACCCACCUCCACCUCCUAUGAUGCCAGUAAACCACGCUCAGAACCAGCACCUAGCCGCAUACGGCAUCCAGCAGCAUCGAAAGCCGGGAACGCUUUCUAUACAGCCUACUAUGGGCGCAGACGACCCGCCUCUCACGUCUGCUACCUAUAUCCCAGGAAUGGGGACGUUUGGCCCGGGAGUGGGAAUUCCACCCCUUGUCACGCACGAGUCUCACGCCUCGUUUGGGAGACAGGACCCCUAUGCCUACCAACAACAAGACUUUGGUGCUUUUAGACAACAACAGCAACAGCAGCAGCAACAACAACACCAACAACAAUAUUAUAAACAACCUAACGAGGGGAUGACACAGCACCAUCAGGCCCAGCGGCCCUAUCAACUCUCCAUACCUCAAUCAGGACAACUAGACCCGCUCUCUUCGGGGCCAUCCACUGCCACAAAAUAUAACCAUACCCCUCAGACGGCCCUUCCCCCUGCUGACCCUCCACAACAUGAGAACCAAUCUUUCAAUAGUAAUGCCGCUACGCUGAAUGGCAACUCUAACGGCGAUACCGAAAGGUGGCCUUUAGACCGAGUAUUACUCUGGCUAGCUAACAACGGGUUCUCCCAGGAUUGGCAAGAAACCUUCAGGGCAUUGGACCUGAAAGGCGCCGCUUUCAUUGAGCUGGGCUCAAGAGGAAAUCUCGGCAAGAUGCAUCAAGUUGUUUACCCUCAAUUAGCAAAGGAAUGUGUCAAGAGCGGGACAGGGUGGGACCAUCCCCGUGAACGAGAGGAAGGGAAGCGCAUGUGUAAGCUUAUUAGAAGGAUUUCCAGCACUCUUGGGCCUGAGAAUAGCGAGCAAGGACGAUAUUACCGACAUGAAAAUGCAGCUUCACACAGCGCAUCUACAGAUGGCGGAAUUGAAAACUCGCCCAAUAUAGGACGAGAGCCAAUGUCAGCAGUGUCAAACAACAUAACUGCGGAAAACAGCCCUGGACAGCAAUUUGCCAAAGUGGACACAUCGAACACGACACAAAGACAAUAUUCUGGCCAACAUAUGACUGUUCCAAACGCCGACGCUUCAACCAAUGAUUCAAAUGGACAGGAUGCUGUCUUUCGACGAAAGCACAGCCCGUCAGUUUCAAGCGAUACCGGUUUCCCACCUCCAACAUACUCUGACAGUAAAUCCCAUGCCAACAGCCCCGCUGCUCAAUUUGCAUCUCUUGCUUCACCUGGUCAUCACAAUAAACGAAAUAGUUCGGAUUCAACUAUGAGCCGUGGCCUCUCGUCCCAAGGUGGAGCCGGUGCCAGCGGACCAAAUUCUUCUAUCCGAACCAGUAUAGGCGUUGCACUGGGGGAUUGGCGUAACUAUUCUCCCCAGGAGCAACCCAAGCAAGUGAACGAUACACCCCACAAGGAAGGAAAAAGCCUGUUUAAUAUCUUUAGAAAAAGAAACAACCACGACAACUUUCACCAUUCAUCUGAUGAAAUGUUCGAUUCACCAACAAGCCCAGGGUUGGGUGCCCGCCAUACCCCACCAUUCGCAACUUCUGGCCAGACACCAUCCGCAGUGUCAGAACAUGACAAGUUCCGGACACAAUCGUGGAAUAUACCGCCACCUUCGCCAGCCAAGAAAUUUGUGUUUGGCACAGUUGACGGGUGGAACUUUCGUUUGAUCGAUGUUUCUGAUGUUGAUGCGGCUGACUCGCUCCGAGCUCUUAUCUGCAAUAGCGUUGGUAUCAAAGAUCCUGGGAGUGCCUUGAUCUACCUCACCGAACCUGGACAAAUUAUGCAUGAGGAGCCACUAAGUGACACAAUGCUAGUAGUGAAUCGGCGCGCCAGAUCAGAUCAUUUAGGAAGCUUGAAAUUCUUUAUUCAGAGCAUUGCGAUGCCGCCGUCUGCUGGAUUGGGUGUUACGUUUGAAAGGUCAAUUAAUGGUUACAGAAUCCCUCUGGAUAUGAUGGACGAUGAUAACUCGAGCCGAGUUUCAACGGCACGACGAGUUACCCCGGCCGAGAGAUCCCAGCAUGGCCUGUCGAACACCAGUGUCUUCCCACCAUCUACGAAUGGAGGCCAGCCCAACACUCCGAAUGCUGCGGCUGAUCAAGAAAAGGAAGUACUGCUACAGCGGGCGCAUGAGCAACACGUACGUGAAGCUGAACGAAAACAGAAAGCCUAUCUUGAUUCGAGGAAGGAUCGGAUUCAAAGAACUGAGAUUUCCACUGGAAGCGCUCCCGUUAGUAUUAAAGGUGACCGCGUGAUUGAUUUUAAUGUACCACGCACUUCGCCAUACGAAGACAAGAGAUCCGACACCCUUAUUCCGUUACGCAAGCCACCGCUCGCCCCAUCAGAGUCGAACACGCUUACCAAAGUCAAUUCCCUCAGUAGGAAGCCUGAAGACCUCAGAAUGAGGAAUUCAAAGGAAUUCCAGCCUGAAUUCCACAGACAGCAGUCAUCUGACCCCAAAACAAUUUCACCAAGUAUAGGUUUUGGCCUAGGAGCUGCCUUGGCCAGCGUUGGGAAGAUGUCAGGGGCAAUUGGAACGCCAAUGCGCUCGUCCACUACCCCCAACCCUUCAACUGAGGGCGCAGGGAGGCCAGAUUCGAGACGUUCUGAAUCUGGAGCCAUAUCUCCAAACACAACCCCGCCAACAGACAAGGAGAACCUAUCUUCCAAUACCUCAAGCCGCAACGAAGACCGUGAAGGUAACGGUAGUAGCAGUCGCAAACCCUCGACUAGUGAAUGGACCAGCCAGCCGGACACAAAUUCAUUUUCUUCGUCCGAAUCUACACUACCAUCGAAGCCAACGUUACAGUCUCGGAAGUCUUAUGGUCCUGAUUUUGAUUUCCAAGAGUCCCCUGUUCCAUUUGCUAAAUCCCCGUUGCCGCAAGAAGACUCAGAUGAUGACUCGGACUCAGGUCUUUUUGCCAAACCUUUAGCUAGACCAACCCCGCCUCAAGCGAAGAGGAAGCCUGUUUCCGAUACGUCCAAGAACGAGGAAUUAAAACCAACGUUAAAGGUUAAUACGGAAUCGAGAUCAAUCCAGGGACGCUCGGUAGCAUUCAAAUCGCCGACCACCUCAGGCACUUCCGGGACUUUCCCUCCUAGUGCUAUUUUCGACCCAAGUGAGAACCGAAAUUCUGCUGAUGCUGACACGAGUAACCCAUCAACGGAUGAUCGCGACUAUGAUAAGCGUCGGGAGUCAUUUGUUAGAGACGAUAUUUGGGCAAGUAGGCCUCCUGUAGAAGGAAUGAUCGAUCAUUUGGACGACUUCUUCCCGGGAGUUGACCUGGAUGAACCCUACUUGGAUGGAAAUGCUCAGUCCCCUCCACUAUCGCCUUCUGGGCCGUCAUCCAGAGACGAAACAGAGCCAGAAGUAACAGAGGCCAGUAGUGGCACGGGCCAAACCACAGGUACGGCAGGGUAUCAGCCCCUGAAGGAUAUCUCCGAUGUGUUGGGAUCAGCCGAAUCGACUCUUAAGGCAAAGAGGGUGCCAAGUACCGUGGCGCACAGGAAUCUAUCACGAUCAGGAGGGUUGAACAGGAUGAAAUCUAUCCGUGAAGUGGCUAAGGGAGCUCACCAAAUCAACCGGCACCAGAGUAUACACAACAAAGGCGCAGCAGCAUCUGGAAUUCUUCGUCGAAAGAGCACGAAGAUGUUUGGCGCUAGGAUUAUGCAAAUUAGUCCAAAGCCAGGAACACGACUUAGUGACCUAGACCCGAUGCCACAACAGCCAACAACCAUGGUGCAGCAGGGUAAACUGCCACAAAGACAACCAACCUUCCGUAUCAUUAGGGGUCAACUUAUCGGCAAGGGAACAUAUGGCAGAGUGUAUCUGGGCAUCAACGCAAACACUGGUGAGAUUUUGGCCGUAAAGCAAGUCGAGGUGAAUCAAAAGGCUGCCAACUACGACAAGGAUCGCGUGAAAGAACUGGUUUCUGCAAUGGAUCAGGAGAUAGACACUAUGCAGCAUUUGGAACACCCGAACAUCGUCCAAUACCUUGGGUGCGAGCGAGGCGAUCUCUCAAUAUCGAUCUACCUCGAGUAUAUUCCCGGAGGCAGUAUUGGUAGUUGUCUUCGCAAGCACGGGAAAUUCGAAGAAAGCGUUGUGAAGUCUCUGAAUCGUCAAGUGCUAAGUGGACUCUCCUACCUCCACGACCAAGGAAUCCUUCAUCGAGACCUAAAGGCAGACAACAUCCUGCUCGACCUUGACGGUGCCUGCAAGAUCUCAGAUUUCGGUAUCUCAAAGAAGAGUGAUAACAUCUAUGGCAAUGAUGUUACCAAUUCCAUGCAAGGUUCAGUCUUCUGGAUGGCUCCUGAGGUUGUUCAGUCGCAAGGCCAAGGAUAUAGUGCCAAAGUGGACAUUUGGUCGCUCGGUUGUGUCGUUCUUGAGAUGUUCGCAGGUCGACGUCCAUGGAGCAAAGAAGAAGCUAUCGGGGCAAUCUUCAAGCUGGGUAGCUUAAACCAAGCACCUCCUAUCCCUGAGGAUGUGGCACUUGAGAUCGAACCUGCCGCUCUCGCCUUUAUUGACACCUUCGACCGCCCAACCGCGGAGACUCUCCUGUCACAACAUCCAUUCUGCACCUUUGAUCCGAACUUUAAUUUCCUAGAUACCGAACUACACGCCAAGAUUCGACACGUCCUGUAG